ACUCCCGAACUUUUAAUCAGAGAAACAUCGACAAACCGUUUUAUUCUCUUCAGCAAUGAGUAACAGAGUCAUUUUACCGGCCGUUUCAUCAAGAUCUGCGCGUCAUCUUGCCAGAUCUUGUAACGGAUCGGCACCGGGCAGUUUUAGCUCUGGGUUCGAUGACUUUACCGAACCGCUUCUUCAUGGAACUAGCUUUGAAGGUUCAGUCCACUAUCAAUCGAUUUAUGAUUCCUCUGAGUUCAACGGUAGCCAGAGAAAUCGCAUCGAAGUCAUGAGAAAACGACUCAAAUCGCACUUUAUGACUCCGUAUCAAAAAUACAAGAAUCGUGGAAGGAAACCGUGGAAGCUUUUGUUGCAACUGCUCAAAUUGAUCAUGGUUACUGUCCAGGUGUUCCUUUAUGCCUCCGAGCUUUUCUCAGUUGUCACCUUUAAGUAUGAUAGCGAGCAAGCAUUUAAUUAUUUGUUCCUUCUCAACCCCAAUCAAUCAGACUACUCCAUCUACACAAAGAAUCAGUUUUACUCUCAAAUCCGUCACACUGUGAGACAGUAUUAUCAAAUCCAAGACAUUGCUGUCGGGACCUUCGGGUUUCGGGAAAAAGGUGGUGAGGUUAAUCCACCACGCUUUUGUACGUAUCAGUAUACCAACAGUUCCAUGGACCCAGAAGAAGAAUCUUAUUAUUUUUCAAGGCAGACAAGCUAUUCUUGCCAUUCUAUGUUAAAGACAAAGGCAUCAGAUCAAAACAUCACAUACUUUUUGAAAAGAAAUAAGCUUCCUGAAACAUUUGAAGGCAUUAUAAGUAUUACUCUGAACGUUGAACUGCAUUCUCUCCAUGUGCAAAAGCCUCCCAGAAAUCCAGCAUGUUACUUUUUCAAUAUUACUAUACAAUUUGAUAACAGUAACCAUGAUGGAAAGGUGCCUGUCACAUUGACUUCUGAUGGAAAGAAGGAUAACUGCUCUGCUAGUAAUUUAACACAUCUAAGAUUUGAAGGUUCUCAAGAAUCCAAAACACUGCAUAUAUUUGUGGACAUUUUGACAAUAAUCUUGUGCAUUCUCUCAGUAACUCUUUGCUCGCGUUCAAUCUUCCGCCACUUGCAGCUUGUGAAGGCAACCCGAAGGUUCUUUUCUCAAGAAAUUGGAGACCACCUGUCCUGGUACGACUGUUUGGACCUUAUGAACUUGUGGUUUGUGUUGAUUGCAAUCAGUGACACCUGUGCUAUCCUUGGAUCCGCGAUGAAAUUUCUGAUCGAUGUUAAUUGUACGCAAGAGAUAUACGAUCUUUGCAGCAUAUUCCUUGGGGUUGCAGUUUUGCUGACAUGGUGUGGAUUGUUAAGAUACCUCGGUCAUUUUAAGAAGUACAAUAUUCUUUUGGUUACACUCAAAGCUGCGGCACCCAGCGUGCUACGUUUUACCGUGUGCGGUUCAUUAUUGUACUUUGGUUUUCUCUUCUGUGGUUGGAUCGUUUUAGGACCUUAUCAUGAGAAGUUUCGCAACUUGUGGACCGUAUCAGAAUGCAUGUUCUCGUUGAUCAAUGGAGACGACAUGUUCAUGACGUUUGCUGAGAUGGAUCGAAAGAGUUACGCCGCCUGGGUAUUCAGCAAGAUUUACCUUUACACCUUCAUCUCGUUGUUCAUUUACGUGGUCCUCAGUUUGUUCAUUGGUAUCAUCAGCGAUACAUACGAGAGAAUGAAGGAUUGGGGCCACCCUCCUUGGACGAAGCUACAGCGAUUCGUGCAUGGUAGUAACUGCCAGCGGUGUAACACAGAAUACAGAGAUCAAGCUGGAGAGAACGAUGAUUUAACAGGGGGAACAUCAGACUAGGAUCUCACUAGUUCAAACACAUAAAAACAACAAAAUCAAAUUUACGAAAUGAUGUACAUAGUAUUGACAAGAAGCAUGGCUUUUAUUGGAAUCUAAUUUGAUGUAUCAAUUUUACAGUGACCCAAAUUAAGUUAUAUUUUUUUUCUAAGGAAUCGUUGUUGACAAUCCCCUUUCUGCCUGUUCAGCCCUGGUGUAAAAGAUAAACAAUUUUGAUUGGAAAUUGUUUUAUCCAAAAAGUACAAAUAAUCUGUUUCGGAUGUCAUAUGAAAUAUUUUAUGGUAGCCAAAAGUUCAGAAUACAUCCUAUUCCAGGCGUUAAAUCAAGCAGAGGCAGAGAAGGAUCGCUCUCUCUUUGUUAACAAAGUAAAUAUGAAAGCAGGAACAAAUAAUUAAAGGGGAUUCUUAUUUCUGUUUGCAAUUUUUUUCUUACCAAAUAAAAUUUUCAGACAGAAACUUAACCACA
This is a messenger RNA of Stylophora pistillata, 2281 nucleotides long. Its product is annotated as mucolipin-3. Lineage: Eukaryota; Metazoa; Cnidaria; Anthozoa; Scleractinia; Pocilloporidae. Gene Ontology annotation, molecular function: NAADP-sensitive calcium-release channel activity. The record is from RefSeq and is a predicted model, not a curated record. Gene Ontology annotation, cellular component: lysosomal membrane; plasma membrane.